This is a messenger RNA of Ipomoea nil (Japanese morning glory), 1154 nucleotides long. RefSeq names its product probable diphthine methyl ester synthase. The transcript is spliced from 6 exons. NCBI's taxonomy places the organism in Eukaryota, Viridiplantae, Streptophyta, Magnoliopsida, Solanales, Convolvulaceae. The record is from RefSeq and is a predicted model, not a curated record. Bases 159 to 977 code for a protein of 272 amino acids. Gene Ontology annotation, biological process: protein histidyl modification to diphthamide. Gene Ontology annotation, molecular function: diphthine synthase activity.
CCAUUACGCUUCUCGUGCAAAUCAGCGUCUCCUUCAGUUCCAACUUCCAAGUCUCGCUGCCAGAGGGUUUUUCUAGGGUUUAGGUUCAGUGAUCUUUCAAUUUGAGCUGCGAACUCAACUAAUUUCGUUCAAUUAAUAGCACCUGAAAAUCUAAUAAGAUGUUGUAUAUAAUCGGGUUGGGCUUAGGGGAUGAGAAAGACAUCACCCUGAAAGGACUUGAAGCGGUGAAGAAAUGCAGCCAAGUUUAUAUGGAAGCCUACACUUCUCUUCUCUCUUUUGGACUCUCCUCUGAUGGCCUUUCUACUCUGGAAAACUUAUACGGAAAAUCGAUUACUCUUGCGGAUAGGGAAACUGUUGAGGAGAAAGCUGAUGCCAUACUAUUGGAAGCGCAGUCCUCCGACAUUGCUUUCCUUGUAGUUGGAGACCCUUUCGGGGCAACUACCCACAGUGACCUUGUUGUUAGAGCAAAAAAGGUGGGGGUGGAUGUAAAGGUUGUGCAUAAUGCAUCAGUAAUGAAUGCCGUUGGCGUUUGUGGCUUGCAGCUCUAUCGUUACGGAGAGACGAUCUCCAUACCCUUCUUCACAGACACUUGGAGGCCUGACAGUUUCUAUGAGAAGAUUCGUGAAAAUCGAAAGCUUGGAUUGCAUACUCUCUGUUUGCUAGAUAUACGGGUGAAAGAACCCUCAUUGGAAUCCUUGGCUAGAGGUAAAAAGCAAUAUGAGCCACCAAGGUACAUGACAAUAAACACUGCCAUUGAGCAACUCUUAGAAGUUGAAGAAUCCCGUGGGGAAUCAGCCUACAAUGAAGACACUGCUUGUGUUGGUUUUGCCCGGCUGGGCAGCGAAGACCAGAAGGUUGUUGCGGGUUCUAUGAAGCGAUUGCUAACGUACGACUUCGGGCCUCCUCUACACUGUCUAGUCAUUGUUGGCACUACUCACCCAGUGGAAGAAGAGAUGCUGGAAUUCUAUGCCUGUUGAAAGUUCAGUUAUUUGGCCAUCAACCUGUGACAAUGUUUUUCAAUUGUUGUAACAAAUGUACCUUAUACAUCUCAUCCCUUUAGGAGGUUCCUGAUUUAGUGAACACUGUCUAGUCUGCUAGAUAAUUUAAGCAACUUACAACAAGUUUUGAAAAGUUUUAAGAUUUGUGUUACCUUA